Sus scrofa (pig) is the source of this 557-nucleotide messenger RNA. RefSeq names its product retinol binding protein 7 (gene RBP7). Gene Ontology annotation, molecular function: lipid binding. The record is from RefSeq and is marked provisional. NCBI's taxonomy places the organism in Eukaryota, Metazoa, Chordata, Mammalia, Artiodactyla, Suidae.
GCACUUGCCACCAAGUCCCCGCCGCCCACGCGCCGGUGCAGCCGCCAGCCCCGCCAUGCCCGCCGACCUCAGCGGCACCUGGAACCUGGUCAGCAGCGACAACUUCGAGGGCUACAUGCUGGCCCUAGGUAUUGACUUUGCCACUCGUAAGAUAGCCAAGCUGCUGAAGCCACAGAAAGUGAUUGAGCAAAAUGGGGAUUCUUUUACCAUCCACACCAACAGCAGCCUAAGGAACUACCUCGUUAAAUUUAAAGUUGGAGAAGAAUUCGAUGAGGAUAACAAAGGCCUGGAUAACAGAAAAUGCAAGAGCUUGGUCACCUGGGACAAUGACAGACUCACCUGUGUGCAGAAGGGGGAAAAGAAGAACAGAGGCUGGACCCACUGGAUUGAAGGGGAUGAACUCCACCUGGAGAUGUUCUGUGAAGGCCAAGUGUGCAAACAGACAUUCCAGAGAGCUUGAUCUGUAGCCAACCAUAGGGUCCACGUGUGGCUACAGUUUAAUUUGGAGUUAUAUUCCAAAUGAACAGAUGCGGAUUCGUCCUGGUUUGCUGAUGGGG